AUUAUUUCUCUUCCUUUCUCGUUUAAAUCUUUCUGAAAAACCCAUUUUAGCUUAUCAGCUUCGGUUAUGGCGGAGGAUUUUGCAAGAGCCGUGGAGGACGGACUCUUGCUAGCCAAGAGAGUAUACUUGGGUAAAGACCAUGCAGUGGUGCCACCCAAGACGCCUCCAAGGAUGGAGAGGUCGGUGCAGUCGUAUUUGCCAACUGCGCCGAUAAUCUAUGCCGUGAUAGACAAUCCAGGGAUAGUGGACAACCCGGACAUGCCAAGUUACCAGCCUUACGUGCACGGUAGGUACAAUCCUCCUGCGCUGAUUCCUCUAAAAAUGAAUAGCAUUGAGCUUGAUGUGGAUUGUCACCUGGAUACUGCUUUUGUUCGCGUUUCUGGGUCCUGGAGGGUCCAUUGCGUAAUGGGUAGCAAGUCCUGUGAUUGCCGUGUUGCUGUCCCCAUGGGAGACCAGGGUUCAAUUCUAGGUGUCGAUGUUGAUUACCCUAGAAAAUCAUAUUCCACUGAGCUAAUUGCAUUGGAUGACAAUAAGGAUAUUGAAAAGACAGCAGGACCCCAAGAUGCAGGCUUUUUGAAGCCUCAAAUAUUUACUUUAACAAUACCUCAGAUUGAUGGGGGUUCCAAUAUUUCAAUUACGCUCCGUUGGUCUCAGAAAUUGUCAUUUCAUAAUGGCCAGUUAACCUUGUUCAUACCUUUCACUUUCCCUGAUUAUGUCACACCUGUUAUAAAGAAAAUUGCUAAGAAAGAAAAGAUACAAUUGAACAUCAACUCUGGGACUGGAACUGAAAUCUUGAGCAACGCAAGUAGUCAUCCUCUGAAGGUCUCUUCCGGUCCUAUAGUUGGCCAUGUCCUCUUGCAAUCUCCAUCACUGCAUGAUGUGGAUCAAAGAGAAACCUUCUGUAUCUAUCUUUAUUCAGGAAGUCAGCAAAGGGUGUUCCGCAAGGAAGUCAUAUUUGUUGUUGAUAUAAGCAAAAGCAUGCUUGGAAAGCCCCUUGAGGAUACUAAGAAUGCUUUAUCUGGAGCCCUGUCUAAGCUCAAUCCUGAGGAUUCAUUUAAUAUUAUAGCUUUUAGUGAGAAAAUUUAUAUGUUAUCAACAUCAAUGGAGUUGGCUUCUAAGGAAACAAUUGAAAGAGCUGUUGAGUGGAUCGGCGUACACUUCAUUGCAGGGUGUGGUACCAACAUGUUAACUCCACUAUUCAAGGCAACUGAGAUGCUAAUGAAUUCUUCUGGUACAAUCCCUAUAAUUUUUCUUGUUAUUAAUGGGGCUGUUGAAGAUGAGAAACACAUUUAUGAUGUAAUGAAGAGGCAUCUGGCAAUUGGAGAAUCAUUAUGCCCACGGAUAUAUACUUUUGGCAUAGGUUCAUUGUGCAAUCAUUAUUUCCUCCGCAUGCUUGCCAUGAUUGGCCGGGGGCAAUAUGACGCUGCUUUUGAUUUAGAUUCUAUCGAGGUCCAAAUGCAAAAAUUUUUUAGCAGGGGUUUAUCCACUGUUCUCGCUAAUAUAACUGUUGAGACAUUGGAUGAUCUUAAUGAACUAGAGGUGUAUCCUUCACGUAUUCCAGACCUUUCAUCUGAAAGUGCAUUGACAAUAUGUGGAACGUAUCGUGGAAAUUUUCCGAACACUCUUAAAGCUAGAGGUGUCUUGGGAGAUUUGAGUAGUUUUGCUGCAGACUUGAAGAUAGAAUGGCUCAAGGACAUCCCUCUUGACAGGGUGUUAGCAAGACAGCAGAUUGAUCUGCUCACAGCACAGGCAUGGCAUUCAGAAAAUAGACAGCUUAAGCAGAAGGUUGCAAAGUUGAGCAUGCAAACUCAUAAUGUGUCUGAGUAUACCCGUAUGAUCUUAAUCGAGAAUUAUAAAAUAAUAAAAGCAACAGAAUCACCUGGAGGACAGAAGGUGUGGAAGAAAGCUGAUCCAAAGAAAAUGGUUCCGAAAGUUCCAAAAAUGUUAUUGCUACCAAGCCUUUCUAUUGGCUUUGGCAACUUGGAAGGAACCGCUGAAAACAUCCAUCUAUGCCAUGAAGAACCAAAAUUACCGAGAGCUGCUGAAAAAUGUAGGAAGGCAGCUUCAAAUUGUUGCGGCAAAUUAGGUAAAAAUUUCUGUUGCAUGUACUGCAUAGAUUGUUGUUCGAAGAUGAACGAUCAGUGUGCAAUUCUAAUAGCACAGCUAUGCAUUGCUCUGUCAUGUUUGGGCUGCGUCGAAUGUUGCUCAAUAUGCUGUUCUGGAAAAGGUGGACAUUAACUGAAAACGUCUCAGAAAUGUUCAACUGGCUGUUGUAACGUUGUAGAUUGCUGUUGAUACUGUCUAAAAGAAACUUGUGUCAUCCUG
Molecule: messenger RNA, 2325 nt
Organism: Rubroshorea leprosula
Lineage: Eukaryota; Viridiplantae; Streptophyta; Magnoliopsida; Malvales; Dipterocarpaceae
Source: the annotation of a GenBank genome assembly